Brassica rapa (field mustard) is the source of this 3624-nucleotide messenger RNA. RefSeq names its product kelch repeat-containing protein At1g19470. Gene Ontology annotation, molecular function: protein binding. The record is from RefSeq and is a predicted model, not a curated record. Lineage: Eukaryota; Viridiplantae; Streptophyta; Magnoliopsida; Brassicales; Brassicaceae.
GCGACGAUGGCUGUGAUCUCUGACAUUCCCGACGGCGAUCACGGCGGAGCUCCAAACAAGAAACCGCAAGAACAACCCGGAGAAGUGAAUACAGCCACUUCUUUGGAAUCAUUACCCGACGUUCUCAUCGAGCACAUCGUCGCAAGAGUCCCGAGAACUAACCACCCGGAGAUAUCACUCGUCUCCAAACUCUUCCGUCGCAUCAUCGCUUCGCCGGAACUCCGCCUCACGCGAUCCCACCUCGCCAUCUCCGAACACGUUCUUUACGCCUUGCUCGCGUUCCCUCCUCACCCCCCGAGCUGGUACAUCCUCAACGCUUCUUUACGGCUGCGCAGAGUCAACACGCUCCCUCCCAUGCCUUCUGGCUCCGCCGUCGUCACCAUCGGACACGAGAUAUACGUCAUCGGCGGAAGCAACGGCAGCGAAUACUUAACGAGCGUAACUGUCGUCGACUGCAGAACACACACGUGCCGGUCUCUCCCGAGCAUGAGAAGCGCUCGAUACCGCGCAGCCGCGGGGGUCAUUGACGGGAAGAUCUACGUAAUGGGAGGUUGCGUGAAUCGAUCUGGUCGAUUUCGUGUUGAAACGUUUGAUCUUGAGAGACAGAUUUGGCUUGGAUCGCAAAUUAAUUCUCUUUGGAGAGAUAUCGUGACAUAUGAUGUUAUGAAAGAGAAGAUUUAUGUUUUGGGUCGUCAACAGUGUUUAGGCGUUUACAACCCUAAAGAAGGUACACUACAAUCAUAUCUUGGUCGAUGUAACUUGGGAGGUUUGUGGCAAGCGUCUUCAUGUGUGGUUGAUGAUUUGUUGUAUACCAUUGAUCCUGGGUGUUCGGUUUGGACUCCAAUAAUCGUGUUUGAUCCAGAGGUCAAUGCUUGGAAACCUGUGAAAGGUGUAUGUGGUUUGCCUCCUUGUCUCUAUUGGUAUGCUUACGAGUCUAAAAUGGCGAAUGUUGGUGGGAAGCUGGUGAUCCUGGUCGGUAAUCAGAGCCAGUUGUUCAAUUAUUAUGGGGAGAAAUAUAUCUGGUGCGUGGAGAUAGCUUUGGAGAGACGUCAUGGAUAUGAGAUAUGGGGAAAAGUUGAAACAGUUGAGGUUGUGUUUGAAACUACCGAGUCCACCACGCCUAUCAUUGAGCUUUGUCGAAGUGUUAUCGUCUGAUGGGUACAUAGGUUUGAUGGUUUCUUGCAGGUAUGUUUCUGUGAUAUUUGAAUUUUGAUGUUUAGACAUACCCAUCAAGGCUAAUUAGUUAGACUUUUGCAUGAACUUGCAGGUGAAGGAAGGAUUUUAUAUUACAUGUACUUGUUGAUGCAAAGUGGCUAAGAAGCUCUUAUCUGACGCCUCAAGAGUAACUUGUCGAUCUAUACUUACCUUUGCGGAACAGCUUUCAUUUUGUGAAGUAGAUUUCUUAGUCUUGUCGAAACUUGUUGAGAUAAUGCAUCAUCUCUUUGGGGUUUUGUGUAGUUUGGACUGAAAGAGUACAGUUCUUUUCUGUUUGCUUUUGGAAUUUAUGUUCAGAUGUACAACAAAACCUAGCUUCUACCAGAAAUAUGAAAUUUUGGUUGAUUUGUAAACCGGGGGUUUUGAGCUAUAGGUAAACUACAAGUCUACGAAUAUCAACUUAGGUGAACAAAUAGUAUUAAUUAGUAUAAAGUUUCAAAUUGUAUAAAUACAUAUAUAAAAUUAGUGAAGUGCCGCCAAAAAGAAAAAAAAUUAGUGAAGUAUUUUCUUGAAAAUAUCAUGGGUGCAUUGCACCCCCUAUAACCGUACUAUUUUUUCCACUUUGUCACAUGCGUCUAGCAAAUAAGAGAACAAAUAUUUUCGUAUAAAAAGAGAAACUAGUGAUCUGUGAUCAUACGUACGAGAACAAAACAAGCACUCCAUGCAAGAAAAUCCACUUUUAUUUCAUUUUCUAGAUUAUAUGGUGGCUUCUAUCGACGUAGAAAAACGGCAAUAUACACUUUUAUAAUAUUAACCAAUAAAUUUUUAAAAUAAGAUUUUUUUUUUUGCUUAAAUUUACCGAUUAGAGAGCCAGAGCAAAAAGCGAUUUGCUAAUUAUACUUCUUUUAAAAAUGAUGAACAAAUUUUUACAAAAAUGAUUUAAAAAAAAAAAAGGUUUUUGCGUGUCACAAAAGAAAAGGCUUAUAUAUGAAUAAACAGAGUUAAUCAAGUAACACACGAGUCUUUCAAAAAGAUCUAGUUAGUCUCGCUUACCGUUCAUUCGCAGCUAACUGAUUCUCCGACUUCACACGGCAACGAUGGCUGUGAUCUCUGACAUUCCCGACGGCGAUAACGGCGGAGCUCCAAACAAGAAACCGCAAGAACAACCCGAAGAAGUGACUUCUUUGGAAUCAUUACCCGACGUUCUCAUCGAGCACAUCAUCGCAAGAGUCCCGAGAAGUAACCACCCGGAGAUAUCACUCACCUCCAAACUCUUCCGUCGCAUCAUCGCUUCGCGGGGCCUCCGCCUCACGCGAUCCCUCCUCGCCAUCUCCGAACACGUUCUUUACGCCUUGAUCGCGUUCCCUCCUCAUCCCUUGAGCUGGCACAUUCUCUAUCGAAGCAACACCGCUUCUUUACGCUUGCGCAGAGUCACUACACUCCCUCCCAUGCCUUAUGGCCCCGCCGUCGUCACCGUCGGACAUGACAUAUACGUCAUCGGUGGAUACGGCGGCACCAGAUACUUAUCGAGCGUGACUGUCGUCGACUGCAGAACUCACACGUGUCGGUCUCUCCCGAGCAUGAGAGUCCCUCGAUACCGCGCAGCCGCGGGGGUCAUUGACGGGAAGAUCUACGUAAUGGGAGGUUGCGAGAAUCGAAUAUCUAAAGAUUGGGUUGAGGCGUUCGAUCUCGAGAGACAGAUAUGGCUUGGAACGGGAGGGGAAGUAUCUGAUGAGAGUGGAGGGUUCGUGACGUAUGAUGUCGUGAAAGACAAGAUCUAUGCAUUGGGUCUUCGUCAAUCUUUACACGUUUGCGAGCCUAAAGAAGGUGGAGUAAUAAUAAUAUGGGAGGGUGAUGCAAGUGAGUUAAGGGGUUUGUGGCAAGGGUCUUCUUGUGUGGUUGAUGAUUUGUUGUAUACCAUUGAUCCUAUGUGUUGGCGUGGGCAUCCAAUAAUCGUUUUUGAUCCAGAGGAGGGUGUAGAGGGUGUUUGGAAGCCUGUGAAAGGUGUAUAUGGUUUGCCUCCUUGUUUCCCUUGGUUUGCUUACGAGUCUAAAAUGGCGAAUGUUGGUGGGAAGUUGGUGAUCUUGAUCGGUAAUCAGAGCUGGUUGUGGAAUUAUUACGGGUAUAAAUAUAUAUGGUGCGUGGAGAUUGCUUUGGAGAGGCGUCAAGGAGGUGAGAUUUGGGGGAGAGUUGAAUCAGUAGAUGUUGUGUUUAAGACCGCCGAGUCCUCGCCUAUCAUUGAGCUUUGUCGGACUGUUAUCGUCUGAUGAGUAAAUGGGAUCUUGCAGGUGAAGGUAGGAUCUUAUAUUACAUGUGCUUGUUGAUGCAGAGUGGCUAAGAAGCUCUUAUCUGACGCCUCAAGAGUAGCUUGUCGAUCUAUACUUACCUUUGUGGAGCAGCUUUCAUUUUGUGAAGUGGAUUUCUCUGUCUUGUAGAAACUUGUUGAGAUAAUGCAUAUUUUGGCAAACA